CGAGCCGUGCCGAGCCGUGCCCGAGGCCCUGCAGCCCGGUAGGGGCUGGGGGAGGCCGGGCCGCCCGGGCGCCCUCGAGGGCCGAGGUGCGAAAGCCCCUCCCGGCGGGGCAGGGGCAGGUGCGCAGCCCGGGGCGAGCGGCGGGCGGCGCCCCGGGAGCGAUGGAUUUUCGUGGGAAGAAGUACGAGCGCGGCAGUAACUGGUCGGACCCCGAGGUGGUGGAGCUGCUGCAGCUCUGGGCCGACGAGUCGGUGCAGAUAGAGCUGGAGAGCUGCUUGCGCAACCAGCACGUCUUCAACCGCAUCGCCGAGGUGCUGCGGGAGAAGGGCAUCCACCGGACGGGAGACCAGUGCCGGGAGAAGAUCAAGAAGAUGAAGCUGGAGUACCGGCGGAUCAAGGACAAUAGCAAGGCCCCGCGGGGCGGGCGGACAUGGAAGUUCUACGAGGUGAUGGACCGGGUGCUGACCAGCCGGCCCGCCCUGGCCUAUGGCUCCCUGAGCGGCAGCAUGAUGGCUCAGCAGGUGCUGCAGGGCAGCAUGGUGGAGAGCUACCACCACCAGUUCACCUCCUCUGCCCUGCCCUUUGGACACUCCCAGCACCCUGAGCUGAUGGAAAUCAAAUGUGAGGAGGUGAACUCUGAUGACCACAGCUUGACCCCAGAGCCCCCACAAGCCAUGUCUUACCAGCAGGGCUCCCCUGAAGAACAGGAGAUGGAGAGAGCCUUCUUGGAGAGGGCCCAAAAUGACUCUCCCAUCUCCAGGGUGGAGAUUCCCAUUGAAACCAGUGUUUCACCUUCAGGUUUCAGUGAGCCAAACAUGGCAAACUCAUCACGGAUCCAGAACGUUGUUCCCCGGCCUGGCUUCUCUGCCUUGCAUCGGCUGAGAAAAAAACGGAAAGGCCAGCGUCUGAGGGACCCACUGGAUGAUCUGCUGCUGAAGACUCUGACAUCUCAGCGGGCCAUGGAGGAGCGCUUUUUGCAGAUGGAAGAGCGACGCUUUCAGCGAGAUUUGGAUGUGGAGGAGCGUCGGAUGCAACUGGAGCAGCGCCGGUUUGAACUGGAGCGGGAACAUGAGUUUCGCAUGUUCAAUGUCUUUGCUCAAAUGCUCAGCAUCCUAAAGCAGAGCCAUAGUGGCUCCUCCUCCACUGUUGCCAUGCCUCAGGGUUUAGACUUCAGCCAGGCACUGUCCGAAAUUGAGGGAAUGGGAGGAAGAGGGAGCAACCAGCAAGAGAUGAGAGUUCGGUCGCUUGCCAAGAGGAGGAUUGACAUGCACAGCUUCUGUAACCCCAGUGGCUUCCAGAGAAGCCCCUACCUCUCUGCUCGUGGCAACUUUGCCAACGUUUUUCAGGGCUCCACUGAGGAAGGGUACAAAGCCUACCAUGCUGACAAGUAUGAUGAAGACAAGAACCCCAAUGGUAUAAUAAACUUUGGCACCAGUGAGAACAAGCUCUGCUUUGACCUGAUGUCCAAGCGGCUAAAAGAACAGCUGACACAGGCUGAUAUGAAUCUGAUGGACCCUUCACUGCUUCAGUAUCCUGACUGGAAAGGACAUCUGUUUUUACGGGAAGAAGUGGCUCGAUUUUUGACCUAUUACUGCAAGGCCCCUGCACCUCUCAAAGCAGAGAAUGUAAUUGUUUUAAAUGGUUGUGGCUCUUUAUUUUCUGCAUUAGCCACAGUCCUUUGUGAUCCAGGGGAAGCUAUUCUGAUUGCUACUCCCUGUUAUAGUGGUAUUGCCCAGAGUAUCUUCCUCUAUGGUAAUGUCAAGCUGGUGUAUGCCUAUUUAGACAGUAAGAUUACUGGAACAAGUACUCGGCCUUUUCAGCUUACAGUGGAAAAACUGGAAAAAGCCUUGCAGGAUGCCCAGGCAGAGGGUGUCACCGUAAGGGCCUUAAUUCUUUUGAACCCCCAAAAUCCCCUUGGGGACAUCUACUCCUUGUCAGAGCUACGGGAUUACCUGGAAUUUGCUAAAAGGCAUGAAUUGCAUGUGAUAGUAGAUGAGAUCUACAUGCUGUCAGUUUUUGACGAAUCAGCCACGUUUCACAGUGUCUUAGGCAUGGACAGAUUGCCUGAUCCACAGCGGACUCACGUGAUGUGGGGCAUAACCAAGGAUUUUGCUGUUUCUGGGAUUCGUUUUGGUACUUUAUAUACAGAGAACCAAGAUGUUGCUAAUGCAGUGGCUUCUUUGUGUUAUUUCCAUGGGGUUUGUGGACCUGUCCAGCACAAGGUUGCCCAGCUGCUUAGAGACAGAGACUGGAUCAACCAGGUGUACCUGAGGGCCAACCAUGCCCGCCUAAAAGCUGCCCAUACGUAUGUGACAGAUGAGCUGAAGACACUUGGGGUUCCUUUUCUCAACCGCAAUGCAGGCUUCUUUGUCUGGAUUGAUUUCCGAAAGUACCUUAAGACAGGCACAUUUGAGGAGGAGUUGCUGCUCUGGAAGCGUUUUCUGGAUAAUAAGGUCCUCCUGUCCUGUGGAAAAGCCUUUGAGUGCAGUGAACCUGGAUGGUUCCGCAUCAUCUUUGCUGACAAGACCCACCGGCUGCAGUUAGGUAUGCAACGGAUACGCAAGGUUUUGGAAGAGCGUGAGCAGGAGAUACUGGCUGAGGAGAAGGAGCAGCCUUGUCAAUCAGAUCAGGAUGGCAAAGCAGAUAGCACAGAUGAAGUCAUUUUUGUAUCUCGCCACCAGGACCCUAUCUGUGCCACUAGCUCCAGCCUUGGUGACCUCAUUGGCCUCCUGCAGCAACAGAUGCGUUCAUCUGACUGGCUACAGAAAAACACAGCUGAGCAAUUUGCCCAGGAGAAGCCAGAGAUCUAUGAUGUGUUCAGCAAACUGGUGGGGAAGCAAUAGGGGUCAGUGGGCUCCAGGGGCAUUCCUGAGCAGUGACUGACCCUGGGCUCCUAACAGCUCGGUAGUGACUUCCAGCAAAUAAUAUAUUUUCUGUAUAGCAAGAAAAUUACUUUGUAGGCCCCCUCCUCUCCCCCCUGUUUGAGAUCUCUGAUUUGUACUAUAUAGGUGUGUUUCCUUGGAUUGGGGUGAGGGUAGGGAAGGGGGGGUGUCUUGUUUGCAUGCUGCUCUCUGUUCUGCAGCAUCAUUGUAUUUUAUAUUUAAUUUCUAAUGAAUAUGCUCUUAACUCUCUUAUAAGGUCCUGUGGUGUAAUUUUUUCUUCUUCUUCACACUUUCCAAAAAGAGACUUUAGAUUGUUAAGUUAUGUGAAGUUUCCCUUUUCUUAAAUGAUGAUCAGAUGUAACCAUUUCAGAGCCAACUGUCUCACAGAGGUGUU
Molecule: messenger RNA, 3276 nt
Organism: Pyrgilauda ruficollis (rufous-necked snowfinch)
Lineage: Eukaryota; Metazoa; Chordata; Aves; Passeriformes; Passeridae
Gene: ACCS
Product: 1-aminocyclopropane-1-carboxylate synthase homolog (inactive)
Exons: 16
Coding region: 162-2843 (893 amino acids)
Biological process (GO): amino acid metabolic process; biosynthetic process
Molecular function (GO): pyridoxal phosphate binding; transaminase activity
Source: RefSeq, a predicted model, not a curated record